GGGUGGAAAUGACCGUGGAUCGAGCGUAUUCUCUGGCGGUAAAGGCAUAUUUUAUAGACAUGGAAUACAUUACCUCAUAAAUUUAGACGGAAGUUUACUCUGAUCCUGAUCUCUUACAAAAGUGGUAAACUUUUUGCAAAACUCUCGGAACGUAUUAAGUAGCCUAUUAUCAGCACGGUCAUUUCAACGUCCUAAAUCUGUGGGGGUACCCAGUAAAAACAGGAGUACGAUUUUUCCAUCUGCAAAAUGCCACGGAAUAGUAAGGACUCUGUCAUCCAGAAGAUAGCCAGGCAAGCAUAUGUCACGUUUAAAAACUUUAACGCGUCCGCUAUAGGGGACAACAAGACGCUUUUGGACAGUCAAGGUAAUCUUGUCAGCCUCCUCACUGAAAUCAGGGCUGCGGAUCUAAACAUUACUCCUAGGCAAUCGACAGACAGCAAACCGGACCGUACUCCGCCGGUCACGUACAUGCAUAUCUGCGAGACUGACGCCUUCAGUAUGGGGGUUUUUCUUCUGAAAAGCGGGGCGUCUAUUCCGUUGCACGACCACCCGGGGAUGAACGGGAUGUUAAAAGUUUUGUACGAACGACUCUUUGAGGCGGUCGAUCCUCCGGUCUACUGGUGAAUACUCAGAAGACAGCGGUCCAUGUAUCCUGACCCCUGAGCAGGACAACUUGCAUCAGAUAGACGCAGUGGAGGGACCUGCAGCCUUUCUUGAUAU
Molecule: messenger RNA, 720 nt
Organism: Osmerus eperlanus (European smelt)
Lineage: Eukaryota; Metazoa; Chordata; Actinopteri; Osmeriformes; Osmeridae
Product: 2-aminoethanethiol dioxygenase-like
Exons: 2
Coding region: 247-624 (125 amino acids)
Cellular component (GO): mitochondrion
Molecular function (GO): oxidoreductase activity, acting on single donors with incorporation of molecular oxygen, incorporation of two atoms of oxygen
Source: RefSeq, a predicted model, not a curated record